GGGGAAAUUGAUUCUCCGUCCGGCUGUCAACCCAGAAGCGUGCUGGAAAUGCAUGGGUCCUGCAUAUAGAAGCAGUUUUUCACGCAACAAGGAUGUUAGUUUACGACGAGGCUUUGAUUUCGAAGGAUGCAAAAACCCGCGACGCUCUCGGAAUUGGUUGUGUCGGUUGUCUUACACUAGGAGUAAGGUGCGUGUGCCAUUCUAGGAUUGUAAGCGAGUGGAUUCCAUGGAAACUGUGUGUACAAAAGCAUUAAGGCGAGAGUGUUGUUUGCGUAUGGCUCCGGAGAAGGAGAAACGUAUUGUUCUACGCUGGUGACUUAUUACGAGGGACGACUCAGUGGCUUGACUGUUUGCAGUCAACAACUACAAUAGAGAUGCAAACGGAAGCCUACGAAAAUUGAAAAGAGAAUCAAGCGUGUGCAACGAGCAAUGUGAUGAUGAUGUGAUAAUUACAAGGCGCCGCGUAAAAAUGAAGAGCUUGGCCUUUUUUAUGACGAAGCAAGAAGAUAAGAAACGGAUGCAGAAUCUAAACGAACCGAUCGGGGGUACCAGUGAUCUAUGCUUCCACAUGUACGGAUACUGCUUUGCGGAUUAAUAAACAUGCUGAGUGCGUAAUUAUAUCAUUUGAGUGACAUAAAACAUUGGGCAAACAGUGCGGCGAACAAGUGUUUGUGCUGUGGGGGUGAAAAACCGUCAUAAAAACAAAAGGAAUUCCUUUGUGACGUGUAAAUCAAGCGGAUAGCAAGUUGAAUGAUUACGCACUAUACACAUAUACCCACGGAUAUUGUUGUUGCAGCAAACAUAGCGUAAAUAUAAAAUAAAUGUGUGCAUAUUUAUCUUUGUGAUUUGUGCAUGACGGAGGCCCCCACGGAAACGUUUGUUACCCUCACACGACCAGGUACCGUAAAGUGACUUUUCGCGUAGCGCCGGCAAAAGGAUUUACCAGAGCUGAAGCGAAUCAUGAGAAAAGCCGAAGGAAUUAGAUUGCAAAUCCGUGUAGGAGUCAAUGUCUCAUUCAUAUAUUACUGGGGGGCUCUCUCUCGAAGAAGGUGUGACUGAAAUGCCAACCGACCGAAGUGAGUGAAAAGUGUUGUUUAUUUAAGUAGAAUUUGCAUAAAAAUCGAAUCAUGAGAAAAGCUAGUGCUACAUUUGUCCUCCGCCUGGAUCCACCCCAGUGCACGUCAACUAGAGGCCACCCAGUAGUGUAACGUUAGCUUUUGGAUCAGCGUGUUUUCCCAGCCUUUGGACAACGGCACCGGGAGGGAAAGCGAGUAAAAGGAGGGAAAAGGCAGCUGCGAUGCGAAGAAAACAUGUAAAGCGAACAUCCUUACACGUUUAAGUGGAGGCAAACAGCGUGGUCGUCUGGCGGCAAUCAGUGGAUCGGAUAAAUUGUUUUCACAGUUCAAUCCUGGCGUAGGGGGCCUGAAGAGAGAACUCUACAUGUGUGCAUAACUGGAGCAUAGUAUCUCAAGUGCUGGAGCGUGGAAACGAGGAGGACGAGUUAGAAAACGUUAGCCAAUAUUAUCCAUUCAACGUCGAACUGGAACGGGACCGCGCCGGUUUCGAUCAGUGAAAAGGCGGCCAACAAUGGAGAUUGUUUACAUGCAAAUUGCAAUGGUGCUCUCGCUGAUAGUAAAAUGUUUGCACGGAUCUCUAUCGACUACCCUGCAAGAAACCAAUUCGCAACAACAGCCGGCCGAUCCGGAACCGGAAUUCGAAGGCACAAUCCAGAACGUAACAUUUCCGGCGGGGCGAGAAGCAGUGUUGACCUGUUCGGUGAAAAAUCUAGGCCGGUACAAGGUUGGCUGGCUGCGAGCAUCGGACCAGACGGUAUUGGCUCUGCAGGGCCGCGUAGUGACACACAAUGCCCGGAUCAGCGUGGUGCACGAAGACAUGCGGACGUGGCGCCUGAGGAUACGUCAACUCCGCGAAUCGGACCGAGGCUGCUAUAUGUGUCAGAUCAACGCCAGCCCCAUGAAGAAGCAAAUCGGAUGCAUCGAUGUGCAAGUCCCUCCGGACAUUAUUAACGAAGAGUCGUCAGCAGAUAUCGCCGUACAGGAAGGAGAAGACGCCACUAUUGUGUGUAAAGCGGUUGGCCAUCCCACGCCUCGAGUCACCUGGAAACGGGAAGACGGUGAAUGUAUGCUGCUUCGAAAACCACAGAGCCGGGAGCUGAUAAAAGUGGAAGCUUACAAUGGUACCCAUCUGCAUCUGCCAAAGCUCGAACGAAGACAAAUGGGAGCAUAUUUGUGCAUAGCAUCGAACGAUGUACCGCCGGCAGUUAGUAAACGAGUUUCGCUUAGUGUGCACUUUGCGCCGUCUGUGCGUCCAACAAGUCAGCUCCUUGGAGCCCCUCUGGGAUCGGACGUGCAAUUGGAGUGCUCCGUAGAAGCAUCGCCCAUGCCGGUGUCAUAUUGGCUGAAAGGUGGGCGCGUACUGCCCUCAAACUUUGCCGGCAUUACCAACGGCAAUUACGAAGCGGGCCAGGCGAGACCGGAAAUGCUGCUCGAUGGGCCAAAAUAUGGCAUCACCGAAGAGCGGCACGGAUUCCGGACGAAUAUGCGCCUAUUGGUGCGAUUUUUUUCGCCAAAUGACGUCGGUACCUAUCAUUGCGUUAGUACCAACUCGCUGGGGAGGGCCGACGGGACGAUGAGACUGUACGAAAUCAAAAUUCAUCCGGGUGGAGUGCAAACAAACGACGAUCAAUUAAAUAUAAUUGGAGGUCUUGCGGAAGCUGCCCGAGGUCGAGGAAACUCGAGUGCCAAUUCAUUAGUGACCAGCAGCAAACCGCUGCAUCUCAUCCUAUUAUCGGUGCUGACUGCUCUUGUCUACUGCAUGAGAUGACAGCAACACAUUUGCUGGGAAAACCCCACGACGCUUUUCCCCUUAUCUCAAGGACCUUCACUAGCUUCGAAAUCGCCAUCGAUGGCUUCAUUAGCAUAAGCACAUCCCCAAUGAGGUGAGACGAAGGUACGGCGAGGAGUUUUCCCGGCAGCAGCGUUCGCAGUCGGAUGCCACUUGAGGCGACAAUGCAAAAGCAAAAUGGCCAAAAAGAGAAUAAAAAAACAGCGACUAAAUAAAACAGUCGAUUGCGAAUGAAUGUGAAGCGAGUGUUUGAGAAUUCGGAUGUUCCAGUGUAGAAUACAUACUCGUAGUGGUAGAGAAACUUUUGAAACAAUAAUGGUGGAAUAGUGAAAUAGGAUAAUAUCGAUUCAUGAUAGCUAAAUGAUUUCAAGUGGAAAUCUAUUCUCCUUCUCUGUGCAUAAAAGCUAAACGAGACUAACGAAAGAAUUGCUGCUUGUAAAAGAUCGAACGAUCGUUAUCUGUGAGAUCGCUUGUAAAUUUCUAGUACGUAAAUCGAUACCAUACACACACAAACAGUACAUCACAAUCUAUUGCUGCGCUUAUUUAACCAUAUCCAUAUAGCGACUCUCAUGUACAUCAACGAAAAUGUGAGGUGAAGGGAAAAAUGUUUAAGUGAAAAAUCAUCAAGCAUAAUCAGCUGGAAAUGGUAGACUGAAAAUUAAGUGUGGCGCACUAAAAGAGGAAAGUCAAACAAGAGGAUUUUAAAGGAUUAUAAAUUUGCUUUGCCGAGAACGGGAGACAAGGGCAGUGCAAGCUUUUAUCCAAUGCAGUUUUUCCAAAGCCCUGCUGCCAUCGUCGGCAUGAUGGAGCGUUAGUCAUAGCUAUGUAUGGAAAUUUUUAAAGCUUUAUAAUGGCGCUGAAUGAUGAAACUCUGAAUCAACUUUGAUUAUAAUGCAUCCAUCAAAAUGCAAUAAAGUUUGUUAUUGCUAGGGAGAGGAUAAGCACGCUUCAGGAGAUGCAUGCAUGCUAGUGAAGGCGAAAUGACGUUCGUUAAGCAGACAGACGGGGAGCAACUGGAAAAUUGUUUUGCCUUGGUGUGAGCCUGGUGAAAAUAUGAACCGGCUACAGCUCGAAUGAAGAUGCAAAAUGAUUCAUGAAAAGAAACAUUUUAAUAUUGGAGGCCAAUAUAGCCGUUGUGGUGGGCGCGUAGCUGCUCAGCAAGACCAUACUGAGGGUUUGAACUCCGACAAGUCGAGAAUCUUCAGGGGAAUUAGGUGUACAAUGCGCUUUGGGCGGAGAGGGGCUGGGGUAUUGUGUGAAAUGCACCACCACAAAAAUUACUGUGACAAACUAAACUUGAAAUAUUCAAAGUUCUGUAUCUUUUUUCUAGCUUUAUUUCCACCGUUCGAAUGUUGUUGAAGUUUGAGUAUAUGCUUAAAAAUUAUUGUACAAUGUAAGAAAGUUUGUUGCACUUACUAUUCUAUUUUUGACUCUGCCAUAAGAUUUUCAAAAUGAUUACAAUUCAAUUUACAGUCAAAGCAAAUCUGAAUUUCACAAGCUUUAAAUUGCUUUAUCUUUCCGCAAUCAAUGUUAAUGUGGCAAAAAUGUGGAAUAAUAGAGACACCCAUGCUGUAAGCACGAACUGUAUUUA
Messenger RNA from Aedes aegypti (yellow fever mosquito), 4456 nucleotides. It is a transcript of the gene DIP-gamma, whose product is annotated as lachesin. Bases 1588 to 2844 code for a protein of 418 amino acids. The record is from RefSeq and is a predicted model, not a curated record. Gene Ontology annotation, cellular component: neuron projection. NCBI's taxonomy places the organism in Eukaryota, Metazoa, Arthropoda, Insecta, Diptera, Culicidae. The transcript is spliced from 9 exons.